AUAUGGCAUUAAGUUGCAUCCCUAGGAUACCUUUUUGCUCAGGUGAAGUUAAGUGAUUAAAAGCAUUAAUUAAAGUGAGAUUGUACUGUUAAAAAGCCAUAAUGGAUUACAUAAACUUGUUACCGAAUCAUGUUUUGACUAAAAUCUUUGGAAAUCUAAGUCCAGGAAUGACAAAAUCCUGCGCAUUAGUCUGUAAAAGAUGGGACGAGAUAAUUGGAACAACUAGUGAAUUGAUGAAAAGAUAUCAACUGAACCUGGAAGAUAUAGAAGAACAUGAAAUGAAGAAGGCGAUGAAAAUACAAAGAAAGCAUCAAAGAGUUCUUGCUGAUUGGUCAAAAUCGUCACUGAAUGUCAUAUUGCGUCAUAAACUGCAAUUCCUCACGUUUACAGAAUUUGAGUACACACCAGUUAAGCUAUCAACAUUAGUCGAGACAUUAAACAAUUUACCAUCCCUUAAAUACUUUGAUGCUAACUUGCUUACAUUAAAAAAAUCCGAAAAUUGUUUAAAUCAAGUCAGUACCAAUAUUGAACAACUUAAGUGUGCGGUCGAAGUCAUCGGUAUAUUUGCCUGCUGUACUGUUAGGAAGUUGAAAAUAUAUUCGUAUCGAUCGCGAUCAUUUAAUAAGCAAAUGAAUUAUUCAAUCUUCAAUUUUUUGAAAACUCAAAAGGAUCUGGAAGAAUUGGAAUUAAUCGGAAAGCAAUUUAGUGAGCUAUUCAUUUUACCUGAUUUCAUCGUGCUCAAAUUUCCCCUGAAAGUUCUAAAGUACAGUAGUUGCACGCCUUUUACUCAUUAUAAAGAAUUUAUCAAGUUCUUAAAUCAACACAAGAGAACGUUAACAAGUUUGGAAGUAGAUUAUAGCACAGAGCCACAGUUUGGAAUUGAAUUAAUUCAUAAAUUUGCAUUGGAGAAUCUUAUCAAUCUUAAACAUUUCAAAAUUGGUCAUCUUCGUGAUAAUCAUCAAAUAUCAUAUCAUGAGCUGACUGAUUCAACAUCAAUCACCAAAAAUGUGGAAAGUCUCGCGAUAAAAGCACGAUCAACGGACAUGAACGAGAAUAAGAGGUUCUUGAAUAUGUUUCCAAACAUUAAGAAAUUGAAUUUUGAUAAAUCAGAAAAUGAUGAAGAGCUUCUUUGUUGCAUUAGUGAAAUAUGCGUGAACAUAGAAAGACUCGAAGUAUCAAGUUUAGAUAAAGAUUUUAAUAAUCCUAAAAUCCUUUUUCCAAAGCUGAAGGAGUUAAUCAUUAAUCAUGAUGGAGGAGAUAUUUCUGUUUUCAUAACACGACAUUCAAAUACUUUGGAGAAAAUAUCAUUUAAAGAAUUUGAUUAUUUUCCUAGUUCAUUUUCUAAAUCAGUCUUAAGCUGUCCCAACCUGAAUUAUCUUGAACUCAAUCUUGGAGAGCUAAGUUUUGCAUCAAUUGUAAUGAUAUAUUCAAUUUCAUCAAGAAGUAAACCCUUCAAAUUGGUCUUUACAAGAACGCGCCCAAGUUUCGAUUCAAACUUUGUAACACAGCACUAUACAUUCAAUUUUCCUGAAGAUAUAGCUAUUUUUAAAGAUUUUUGGGAUGAAAAUGAGUGUGAUUAAUUUAAAUCAUUCUAUCUUUAAGUCAUGUGCUUAUUUUUUUCGUUUUAUUAAUUUGUAUUUCUGUUAAAUAACUAGUAUAUAAAUUAUCCUUAAAAAAUAUUAGUUGAGCUUUGAAUUUAAUAAAGGUUUAAUAAAAGUAAA
Messenger RNA from Chironomus riparius, 1721 nucleotides. NCBI's taxonomy places the organism in Eukaryota, Metazoa, Arthropoda, Insecta, Diptera, Chironomidae. The record is from the annotation of a GenBank genome assembly.